AUGGCACUACAUAGCAAUCUCCCCGAUUUUGACUCAUUGCCAGAAGUCAAGGGCUUGCCAAAGGGCUGUGCCUGGGGCCUCUUCGAUGAGAAUGGCGAAAAAGACCUCCUCGGGUGUAUCAACCUUCUUACAACGGAUGUCGUGAAAGAAGCACUUAAAGAGGCUCGCGAUGGCGUCUCAAUCUCCCUCAACUGGGGGCUUGGCGCCCUCAAGACUCCGGCAUUUAGUCGCCAAGGCCUCGAGCGUUCUGUUAUCGACUUCCAAGAGACCCCCAUAAAUGCGCAUGGAUUCGACGAUGCGAUCAGCUUCAACACGCAGUCUGGUUCUCAGUGGGAUAGCCUGGUUCACGUUGCCCAUCAGCCGACCGCUCUGUUCUACAACGGCUGCAAGCCCUGCAAAGACGCUUUGCUCAACGGAGAGGACAAGCAUUUGCCUACCCUCAACCACUGGCACGAGCGUGGCGGAUUGGUAGCCCGCGGCGUUCUUCUCGACUAUCGCGCCUACGCUGCCGCCAAGGGCAUCGAAUACGACUGCUUUUCAAACCACGGCAUCUCCGUCCAAGAUCUUGAGGCCAUUGCUGAGUAUCAGGGAACGAAGUUUAAGCAGGGCGACAUUCUCAUCGUUCGGACUGGUUUCACGGAAGACCUCAGUGCAGCUGAUGUCGACGAACAGAAGCGAUCGGUGGGCACGCACCAAGCAAUCGGCGUGACGGGCAAUCGGGAAACUGCAAAGUGGUUUUGGAAUCAACACUUUGCGGCUGUGGCUGGCGAUGCUGUUGCAUUCGAAGUACUGCCGCCACUUAUUGAAGAAGAGGGAAACAGACCUGGCACAGUCGCAGAUUUGGUUCUCCAUCAAUAUUUCCUGUCGCUCUUUGGCCUGCCUAUAGGAGAGCUCUGGGACCUCAAGGCUCUUGGAGAGCAUUGCAAGAAGGUCGGACGCUAUGAAUUCUUGUUGACCAGUUCGCCCCUCAAUAUUCCGGCUUCUGUCGCGAGUCCGCCGAAUGCCUUGGCAAUCUUCUAA
This is a messenger RNA of Scedosporium apiospermum, 1020 nucleotides long. RefSeq lists its product as uncharacterized. Gene Ontology annotation, molecular function: arylformamidase activity. The transcript has 2 exons. NCBI's taxonomy places the organism in Eukaryota, Fungi, Ascomycota, Sordariomycetes, Microascales, Microascaceae. Bases 1 to 1020 code for a protein of 339 amino acids. The record is from RefSeq and is a predicted model, not a curated record.